Messenger RNA from Brenthis ino (lesser marbled fritillary), 987 nucleotides. The record is from the annotation of a GenBank genome assembly. Lineage: Eukaryota; Metazoa; Arthropoda; Insecta; Lepidoptera; Nymphalidae.
AUGGGGAAAUUGCUGAGUCUUUUAGCACGGGAUGAUUCGAAUUGUUGUUCUUCGCCACGUUACGAUAUUUUCUUAGAUUUUGAAAAUGCUGCGCCUACUGAUACAGAGCGCGAUGUUUUUGAAGAAGUACAAAGAGUACUUUUAGAAUCAGAUAAAAUCUUGGAGGAAAUACAGUGUUACAAAGGGGCUGGAAAAGAAAUUCGGGAAGCUAUCGCAGAUCCUUCGACAAUAACGCAAGAGAGGGCUUGGCGCGCCGUUAAACCAUUGGUGGACAAAUUGCUUAGGUUUUAUAACCACUCCUUGGAAUUGAAACGCGUGGUACCACGUCUCUUAGGCUCACUUGUCGGAGGAUCUAUGAGUCCCACACAGCAUUUGGAGCAGCAACAAGCACUAGUGAAGCAAUUUGCGGAAAUAUUGGAGUUCGUUUUAAAAUUUGACGAACAUAAAAUGAAAACACCUGCGAUACAAAACGACUUCAGCUAUUACAGAAGAAUUGUAUCUCGAAGUGGGCUUAUUAACGCGGAACUGCCACCCGGAGAAGAACCUCACAUAGGAGCAGAAGUUGCCAACCGGAUGUCACUCUUCUACGCACAAGCAACUUCAAUGUUAAAAGUUCUAUCAGAAGCGACAAGUCAAUUUGUCAACGACAAUCAACAAGAUUUGGAGAAUACUACAGAAACACUCAGCACGAUGGCCAAAGUGUGUUUGAGGAUGUUGGAAAAUCCGAAGCUGGUCGCGCAAUUUAGCCGUGAGGAGACCUCUUUAUUGGUCCUUCGAGUCAUGGUAGGUCUAAUCAUUCUAUACGAUUGGGUCCACCCUUCCGGAGCUUUUUGUCGUUCUUCCUCAGUCGAUGUGAAAGGGUGCGUGAAAUUCCUACAACAACAACCCCCACAAAAAGCUGAACCUCUUCUAAACGCGCUCAGGUACACUACAAAACAUUUAAACAGUCAAUCCACUCCGAAGAAUAUAAGGGCGUUGCUGGCCGCG